AUGGGAUCAGACGCCCGCAAAGGCGACGAUGGCACGAUCAAAGUCGCAUCGAAGAACAAGAACGGCCGAAUAAAGCUGAAAAAGCCUGCGCCAAAGCACAGUAAACCCGGAAAUUGGAGGGAUGGUGGUGUUAUUGAAGGUGACAAGAAGAAGAGCGGCAUCCCCCCUGAGGCUGCGCUUUCUCCAGGUCCUGUAGUCAACGAACUAGACGAAACAUCCCGCGAAACAUUUGCGACAGGGCGGCCGCUUGAAGAUAGUCCUGAUCUCCAACAAUGCAAACACUGCAAGAAGAGCGUGCUGAAGACGGCUGCCAAGGCACACAUUGCGCAGUGCCUACGGUUAAAGAAAGAGAAGGCACAGAGAAAAAAGGAAGCCCGCGAAGCCAGAGAAAGAGCAAAGGAGGCAGCAAGGCAAGAAGAGCAGCGGAAAGAGGACGAAGAAAAUGGCAUAGAACGAAAUGACGACGAUAGCGAUGACGACGCCAUAUCGGCCGAAAAGAAGCCCACCGGAAGCAAAACUGCCAAGAAGGCUGCUGGGAAGAAGCCAGAAGACGAUAAAAAGGGGAAGAAGCGAAAAGCUGAUGGAGACCCAGACAAGGGGCCAAAGAAUAAGAAGAAGAAGGAUGAACCUAAGGCUAAAGUUCUCAAACCAAAAGGACCUGUGGACGUAGAACGACAAUGUGGUGUUCUGCUCGCCAACGGGCAGCCGUGCGCGAGAUCACUGACAUGCAAGAGCCACAGCAUGGGCGCCAAACGUGCAGUUGCCGGGAGGUCUCUGCCAUAUGACAUGCUUCUUGCUGCUUACCAGAAGAAGAAUCAGGCAAAACAGCAGAAGGCAGCACUUGACGCCAACGCUCCGAUAGAAGAUGAAGACGAAGCAAAUAACGGACCUGUCGACUCGGACGAAGAAACAACUGCUGUAAUGAGUGCAUUAUCACAAUGGCGCCCACAGCCUUUAAUACCGCAGCCCACUUUCACACCUAUAAAACGGCAAUACCAACUUGCGAGACUACAUGAACAGCUUCAGAUGGCUACCAAUAGUGGGAGGACAAACAUUUUCUCCGUCACUGGUUUUGGGACGCAAAGGCUACCUGAAGGUCAUCAUGGAUUGCAACCAGCCGCCGAAGAUGCCCCAGGAGAAAUGGAUCUUGGAGUUGCGGGUUUUGGCAACUCGAGCAGGACGACGGCUUCUUUUACACCUCAGAGGCAACCAUCCGUUUCGAGCAGGGCAUAG
Messenger RNA from Fusarium coffeatum, 1233 nucleotides. RefSeq lists its product as uncharacterized. Gene Ontology annotation, biological process: regulatory ncRNA-mediated heterochromatin formation; regulation of transcription by RNA polymerase II; RITS complex assembly. NCBI's taxonomy places the organism in Eukaryota, Fungi, Ascomycota, Sordariomycetes, Hypocreales, Nectriaceae. The record is from RefSeq and is a predicted model, not a curated record. Gene Ontology annotation, cellular component: SAGA complex. Bases 1 to 1233 code for a protein of 410 amino acids. The transcript has 5 exons.